AUGAAUAUCUCCGCAAUUAACACGUACGGUGAAAGAAAAAUUUCUUGUUUAAUUCAGCCUGAGGAUAACAUUAAAGAUCACAUCAGAGAGUUCGCGUGCGGGACGUUGUUUUACCGUUCCUUAUACAUUAAUGAAGAAAGAAACACACUUUAUGUUGGUGCUAUGGAUCGAAUAUUUAAGUUAAAUUUGACAGAUAUAAGUCAAUCACAUUGUGAGCGAGACGCUCUAUUAUUAGAGGCAAGUAAUGUAGCUCGCUGUGUAAGCAAAGGAAAAUCAGAGCCAUUUGAAUGUAGAAACCACAUACGAGUAUUGCAGCCUCUUGGUGAUGGAGAAAGGUUGUACGUGUGCGGUACAAACGCUCAUAGCCCCAAAGAUUGGGUGGUUUACUUAAAUCUAACGCACCUGCCCCGGCACGAAUAUGUGCCAGGAGUCGGACUUGGCGUGGCCAAGUGCCCCUAUGACCCGGCUGACAACAGUACCGCAGUGUGGGUCAAUCGGGGCAACCCUGGUGGCCUGCCAGCGCUGUACGCCGGAACGAACGCCGAGUUCACUAAAGCGGAUCCGGUCAUAUUCCGGAACGACCUAUUCGAUUUACGAACGGGUCAAAAGAGGUUCAAUUUUAAACGGACGUUGAAGUACGACUCGAAAUGGUUGGAUAAAACCAAUUUUGUGGGUUCGUUCGAUGUUGGGGAGUACGUUUUGUUCUUUUUUCGGGAAACCGCCGUUGAGUUCAUGAACUGUGGCAAAGCUGUUUACUCUCGAGUGGCGAGGGUGUGCAAACAAGACACGGGUGGGAAGCAUAUACUGAGCCAGAAUUGGGCCACUUAUUUGAAAGCCAGACUGAACUGCAGCAUACCUGGAGAGUUUCCCUUCUACUUUGAUGAGAUACAAAGCGUUUAUCAGAUGCCAGGUGAUAGUAGUAAAUUCUACGCGGCGUUCACUACCGGCGCAAGCGACGGUCUUGUUGGAUCAGCCAUCUGCACAUUUACGAUGGAAGACAUACAGGAAGCCUUCGCUGGAAGGUUCAAAGAACAGGCCACAUCAAGCUCGGCGUGGUUGCCUGUGCUCCGCGCCCGUGUGCCGGAACCACGUCCAGGCACGUGUGUCAACAAUACCGAGGCGUUGCCCGAUAACGUGCUCAAUUUUAUCAGGUCUCACCCACUAAUGGACUCUGCCGUGAGACACGAGGGUGAUGCCCCAGCUUUCUACAAGCGAGAUCUUGUCCUGACUACACUGGUGGUGGAUCGGCAGACAGUUGACAUGCUAGCCCAGGAUAUCACUUAUACUGUAUUCUAUGCGGGGACUAGUGCUGGUGAAGUGUAUAAGAUCGUUCAGUGGGCUGGAGGCGGAUCCCGCGUGGCAGAUAUAUGGCGAGCGGCGGGCGAUGAACCCGUCCGUGCGCUUGCGCUGUCGAGGCUCACCCAUGCCCUCUACUUGGCUACAGACAACAGAUUACGUCAGCUACCUUUACAUGCGUGUGCGCAUCGGUAUGACAGCUGUGUGCGCUGCGUCCUAGAUCCGUACUGCGGUUGGGAUAAAGAGGUCGGCGCAUGUCGGUCCUACACUCCAGGAUUACUCCACGACGCUACAAAUUCCACCCCAUCAAUUUGCGAAGCCAGCGCUCCACUGAAGACGGUCAGAGCUGGUUAUGGACAGAGCGUGCAUCUCGCCGCGUUUGCCAAGACGCCGCAAGUUUUGACUGAUCAAAUCGUCGCGUGGUACCAUCAUUCCAGAGAGAGGGGCAGAUAUAAAAUCAGUUAUAAUUGGGAGCGAGUUUUGUUGACUUCCGAGCGUGGUUUGGUGCUACUGGCCGUUACAGAAUCGGACAGGGGCCGGUAUGAAUGCUACUUUGGACCUACCCUGGUUGCUUCGUACAAUUUGGACAUAGAUAUGCAAAGGUGUACGCAACCAAAUAAAUCACAGGAGUACAGGCAGGUGUACUCUGAUUGGUGUCACGAGUUUGAGAAGUACAAGAGCGCUAUGAAAGCGUGGGAGUCACGUCAAAUGCAAUGUUCGAAAAGCAUGAAUUCAAACCAGCAGAAUAAUAUGAGCAACGAGAUUGUCGCUUCGCUGCGGUGA
Molecule: messenger RNA, 2079 nt
Organism: Pieris macdunnoughi
Lineage: Eukaryota; Metazoa; Arthropoda; Insecta; Lepidoptera; Pieridae
Source: the annotation of a GenBank genome assembly